UAAACGUUUCUACGUAGAAACGGAACAAAACAAGACAGCAUUAUAAACUCAACUCGAGGACUAGGUGCCAUAAAGACCAGCCGUAAACCUUCACGUUAAAAGUUCACGUUAAAAUUCCUUUUAUGCCGGUAAAAUUCGCCAAGGACGACAUGUCUGAUUCGGAAGAAGAGUCGAUUGGAGAAGAUGAGCUGUACCUCGGAGAGUACGAGGGAGAUAGAAACGAGGACGAGGAAAGGCACGGAAAAGGCAAAGCAACGCUUCCCAAUGGUGACGUCUAUGAAGGGGAGUAUUCCCACGGCAAGCGUCAUGGACAGGGCACUUACAAAUUCAAAACUGGCGGAAAAUACACUGGUAGCUACGCCAACGGUAAAAAACAUGGCGAAGGAACAUUCUGGUACCCCGAUGGGUCGAGAUACGAGGGGUUUUGGAUCAACGACGAAAAACACGGAUUCGGUACCUACUACUACCCCAACGGGGACGCUUAUGAGGGAGAGUGGUCACAGAACCAGAGAAAUGGCCAGGGUAUGUAUACGUACGCGGAGACUGGGUCCAAGUACAAAGGAUCAUGGGUAGCGGGGAAGAUGGAUGGAGCCGGUGAGUUGAUUCACUCAAACCACAAGUUCUCCGGAUUCAUGCAGCAGAAUUUACCGAAAGGAAAAGGGAAAUACUCGUUUGACUUCGGCUGUGAGCAGAGAGGAAAAUACGAGAUUGUAGAAGUGGUCAUCGAGAAGGAUUACGAGGCGGAGGAGGAGGACGACGAAGUUGUGCUUCAGCCAAGAUGGCGGUGCGAGGAGAUUGUGGGACUAGAGUGAGAUUUGAGAGGGGGGGGAUGGGGGUAAAGACGAGGGCGUGAAUGUGAAUGUGGGCUCGCAAGGAAAGGUUGGUCCGCUUUCCCCAACAGCCUUAGAAGAAGCGAAAUUAACUAACAAAGGCAGAUACGAUACGAUCUAGAUUUGAGGCUUUUUUGUAAUAUAAUUUCUAAAUGUGAUUACUUACUUUAAAAUAAAAAAAAAUCUCGAAAA
Messenger RNA from Nematostella vectensis (starlet sea anemone), 1022 nucleotides. Its product is annotated as radial spoke head 1 homolog. The transcript has 2 exons. Gene Ontology annotation, cellular component: motile cilium; nucleus. The record is from RefSeq and is a predicted model, not a curated record. The coding region runs from base 123 to 812 and encodes 229 amino acids. Lineage: Eukaryota; Metazoa; Cnidaria; Anthozoa; Actiniaria; Edwardsiidae. Gene Ontology annotation, biological process: axoneme assembly; spermatid development.